Molecule: messenger RNA, 3710 nt
Organism: Limanda limanda (common dab)
Lineage: Eukaryota; Metazoa; Chordata; Actinopteri; Pleuronectiformes; Pleuronectidae
Exons: 2
Coding region: 183-2273 (696 amino acids)
Biological process (GO): regulation of DNA-templated transcription
Cellular component (GO): nucleus; chromatin
Molecular function (GO): transcription coregulator activity; DNA binding
Source: RefSeq, a predicted model, not a curated record
GCCGGAAGUGGCCGCAAAUUUAAACCGCCGCCACCAUAGAUAUAGCUCCUACAGCGACAACAAAGACGAACUUUGACUUUACGUCGUCAAAGGAGCCUGAUGUCGACGAGAAGCUGAACCGGAGGCGGACCGAGGAUUUGUUUCAGGUGCAGUCAGAAUUGGUCCAAGCUGCCGGCACCAGUAUGGAAGAAGAAGAAAUAAAGAUGCCCGAGAAAGAACAAGCAGAUGACGCAGGCAAAGAGGGGGAGUCCAGUGCCGACAGCAGUCCCAUUAAACCAGGAAGGGGGAGGCCGCUAGGUUUAAAGAAGCUGAAGGUUUGUGUAACAGACUUCAGACUCAUGGGGCUGGUGUCAGGCAUUUCCAACGGUGGGUCCACGCAGCCCAAGAGAGGAAGAGGGCGUCCAAAACUCUCCAUCACAACAAAGACAGAGGAGGAGAAGGAGAGGGAAGAGGAGGAGGAGGAAGAGAAGGAGGAGGGAUCAGGAGACGACCAAGCUCCUGAUUCUGUGCCCGCUCACAGGGGUAGAGGGAGACCUAAGGGGACCAAGACCAUCAAAGCAGACGAUACUCCUAGGAAAAGAGGGAGACCGAAAAAGUCUUUCAGCAAUAACACCUCUUCGUCUGAGAAAUUACCGAAUGGUGACUCUGAGUCGCCAAAAAGGAAAAGGGGUCGUCCGAAAGGAUCUGUGAAGCGUGUGUCAGAAAGUGCUAAAGAGGACGAAGGCACUCCUGUAAAAAGGAAAAGAGGCCGACCAAAGGGCUCUACUAAAAAGAAGUCCAGGCGGCAGAGAGAGGAGAGCAGCGAGGAGGAGGAGACGGAGACGGAGGAGGAGGAUACUGACGGUAGCGAAAGCGAAAGCUCACCCACAGAAAGAGUGGGACGUCAGAUCAGGUCAACGGGGUCAAAUGGCAUCUCGGACAGGCCCCAGAGACAGAGGGGAAGGCCACGAAAAAGUCGAGCCACAGACGACUCACCGGAGUUUACGAGAGGAAUAGGUCGACCCAAAGGCUCUUUGAACAAGAAAAGUCCUGCUUUAAAGGAGCAAGAGUCACCGAGCCGGUACAAGAGACCACACAACAGACCCCUACGACUGUCAUCAUCACCACCAGCCAAGAGGGGAAGGCCGAGGAAGUAUCCUCUGCCGACGGCGGAGGAGCGGAACAAACCAAAAGAAUGGAAACCGCUCGGACGGCCGAGGAAGUACCCGCGUGCUGAUCCACCAGAGGGCGCUACAGCCGGCGCUCCAGCCGGCCCCCGCAGAGGCCGCGGCCGGCCUCCCAAGACCCAGUCUAAGAAAGGUGCUCACCUGCGCAAGCGAAUACCCGCCGCAUCCUCACCGAGCAACCCCGACGACGAUCCCCCGAGAAAAAGCAGACAAGCCCUAAGCGCUGCAACAAAGGAAGCUGUCGUACCGCGGAAAAGGGGACGUCCUAAAGGUCCAGGCAACAAAAAUAAAGCCAGUGAGGACACGGAGCUGGACCGAGCGUCGCCAACCGGUGAUUUACCUCCUGUUGAGGACCAUGAAGCAGAGGAGGAGGAGCAUGAAGCAGAACCAGCAGAAGAGGAGGAGCAGACGACGUCCCCCGAGCACGUGGGCGAUACUGAAGAAAAGCUCGUCGAUGAUCCCCCGAGAAAAAGCAGACAAACGCUAAGCGCUGCAAAAAAUGAAGCAGUCGUACCGCGGAAAAGGGGACGGCCCAAAGGUCCAGGCAACAAAAAUAAAGCCAGACAGGAAACAGAGCUGGACCGAGCGUCGCCAACGGGGGAUUUACCUCCUGUUGAGGACCAUGAAGCAGAACUAGCAGAGGAGGAGGAGCAGACGACGUCCCCCGAGCACGUGGGCGAUACUGAAGAAAAGCUCGUCGAUGAUCCCCCGAGAAAAAGCAGACAAGCUCUACCCGCUGCAAAAAAGGAAGCAGUCGUACCGCGGAAAAGGGGACGUCCCAAAGGUCCAGGCAACAAAAAUAAAGCCAGAGAGGAAACGGAGCUGGACCGAGCGUCGCCGAAUGGUGACCCUGAGCCGCCAAAAAAGAAAAGGGGUCGGCCGAAAGGAUCUGUGAAGCGUGUGACAGAAAGUGCUGAAGAGAACGAAGGCAGUCCUGUUGAGGAACAUGAAGCAGAACCAGCGGAGGAGGAGGAGCAUGAAGCAGCACCAGCGGAGGAGGAGGAGCCGGAGCCCGAGGAGCAGACGACGUCGCCCGAGCUCGUGGGCGAUUCUGAAGAAAAGCUCGUCGAACAAAACGCAGUCUUUGAAGUCAUUGACCAGGCUUGAUGAACUGAACAAAACGUUGCUGUAGUAGUUGUUGUUCUAAAACAUAGAAACAAUCUUUGUCAAUGAAAACAUGUUUUUAACAUUUUCUCGCUCUGGUAGAAUUACAGGAUCGCGGCUCCACUGUUUUCCUGACUAACUUGUUCAUUCAGUCUGUCAUUUCUGAGUAAGAAGUACUAAAAACCUUUUACUAGAACUGGCAUGUAAAGUAUUAUUAUAGACUGUUGCAGUUUUCAUUUAACUGUCGGGUGUGUUGUUCGUCAGUGACAGUAAAUGUUGGAGAGACGAGAGCGAGGAAAACAAACAUCCCGACGGAAGCCUCCGUUCCUCCAGCUUCUGUCACUCACUGUCUUACUGACUUCCUUUUAUUUCACUUUUAGGUCAAAUCUAAUUCCUGUUCCUGGAUCAUUUCCAUGAUAUUCUAGGAUAAACUGGCAGGAGAAUAUAGAGUCUUUGCACAAGAUUUUCCCCUGAUAUCCAAACACAUGCCUCCUUAUUUGGAUCAAUGAAAUCAACAUGCGAUUUAAUAUCAAAAGGUUCUCUUAAGCUCUUAUAAGCCUGUCUGGAUGUUUAUCCUGAUAAAUGUUCAUAGCAAAUUUCAUAUUUUAAGAAAAGUUUUUACCAAGUUUGUUUCCUGUGGCUCACCAGCGCCUUGAACAGCAACGAGAUUAGAUUCAGACAAACACCCACUGGGUUUCUGGUCAUUUACAUUAUUCCAAAACGGUGACGGUGUUUCUGACGGAGUUGGAACAGGAUCUGGAAGCUUCACUUCGGCUCGGUCGAGCUUCUGUUGGGAGAGUUUGUGAAGAGAGAAUAUGUUGAAAUGUCUCAUUUUUUCCCCUAAAUGCCAUUUCACACUAGAUCUUGUCAGAACAUUUGUUUUGCCUUAAUUGUUCAAGCUUUGAAUGUAUCACCAGUUUGUUUGUUUUGUUUGGAUCAGUGGAUCCGUUCAUGUCGUUUUGUUGAAUGCGUUCCUGGACCGGACAUGUCACCUUCCUGCCGCUCUGUAGAUUUCCUCCUCCACUUUUCACUUUUUAAUAAUCUGUUUUCCAUCCUGUUUUCUUGUAGCUGUGAUAUUUUUUCUUCUUGUUUUUCCAAACGCCUUGGGGUUUGUCAUGAGAUUAAGGUGAUUGGGUCGAUUUCACACACAUCCAUUUAUUUUCCUUUGAGCCCCUUGUGUACACAUAUUUUUUGUGUGUGAUAUCGUUACCCAUAUUAACACCUCUGUGGCCGGAGUCGGACAUCGAUGUUUCCUAAAAUGCCAAAUUGUGCUUCUGUGUUUCCAGUUCUGUAAAAAAAAAUAUACUGUGAGGUGACGGAGGUGGAGGCUCCGUCGAGUCGAAUCCUUCUGAGGGGACAUAUUUGGAUUUUGUGUGUUUUGAACAAGAAUCCAAUAAUUUGUGAGAACAUGGUCUUGAAAUAAAAUGUUGAUCUGUUCAA